Plasmopara halstedii is the source of this 366-nucleotide messenger RNA. RefSeq lists its product as uncharacterized. The transcript has 2 exons. The coding region runs from base 1 to 366 and encodes 121 amino acids. The record is from RefSeq and is a predicted model, not a curated record. NCBI's taxonomy places the organism in Eukaryota, Oomycota, Peronosporomycetes, Peronosporales, Peronosporaceae.
AUGAUCGACGAAGAAUCUCCGGUUAAAGAUAAGUUUUCGAAAUCAUUUCCAGACAUGACGAAGAAGAGAACAUCGAUAAAAGUGACAAUUAUUUUACCACCAGUGGGGUGGGAUCCGAAAAGCACGUGCCCGAACGUCAUGCUCGCUGCGUACAUUUCGGUGCCUUGCCUUAGUGGCACCGAUAGCACAAGCUUUGAGUAUCAUGUGAUGGCAAGGCCGAUGAAUUACCGCUAUGGCUGCGCUCAUACCGACGUCGACUUUGCAGCUAGUGACCGCAACAAUGGUCCAUCAAACAAUGUGAAGCAAAGCUCUUUGGCACUUUCGCCUAACGAAGCGGAAUGCGUCGCUGCGACGGUGGACUCUUAA